Linum tenue is the source of this 1415-nucleotide messenger RNA. NCBI's taxonomy places the organism in Eukaryota, Viridiplantae, Streptophyta, Magnoliopsida, Malpighiales, Linaceae. The record is from the annotation of a GenBank genome assembly.
AUGACUUAAAAUACUUUGACCCACUGGAACUAGAAAGCCUUCGUCCUUCUUGCCGCUUCAACGCCGCCGGUAAACCAAAAAUCGCGCCACAAAACAGCUCCGAGCAUCGUCGUCGUCGUCGCUGCCUCAACAUCCCUAACUUACCGUCAAAGACCCUCAACUUUCGAUCCUUCCAGCAGUUUGUUCUCUCGUUCCUACAGAUUAACCCACUGUAGUUAGAGAACUCAGAGAUGGAAGAAUCGCGCGAUGGAGACUGGACCCUCGUCGCUCGAAAACCCUAUUUCGGCCUCCCAACUGCUUGCCCAGUUUGCUUGCCCGUUUACAUCUACCUCAAGUUCGCUCGUUGCCCUUUCAAUCUGGAGAUCAAUUCCGCUUACCCGGAUUCAGAUCAAAUUCCUUACGUUGAGGGUGGAACUUAUGUGGCUUACAACAAUGAAAAGGGCGGGGUUAUACAACAAUUGAAGCAAGAUGGAGUUGUUGAUUUGGAUUCCGAAUUCAGUUCGUUGCCAGAAUGGGUAUCAAUGAAAGCAAUGAUGAGUUCAUGGCUCGCUGAUGCAAUCACGUAUGAGCUCUGGCUAGGAUCUGGUGAAAAUUCUGCCAAGCAGAUUUAUUAUUCGGAUCUUCCUUGGGUGAUAGGGAAGGUUCUUUUUGUUAAACAAGUUUACGAUGUUAAGCAGCGAUUUAAUAUAAGUAAACAAAAUGCCGAGAAGAAGGAAGAAGAGAUUUAUGAUCGAGCAAAAGCUGCGUACAGAGCUUUGUCUACAAUGUUGGGGGAACAAGAUUUUCUCUUUGAGAACAGGCCAACAAGCUUGGACGCAGACCUUGUCGGGCAUGUGCUUUUCACUCUUAAAGCUUUACCCGAAGACUCAGUUAUCCGGGCUGCUCUCUUAGAGCAUGGAAAUCUCGUAAGAUAUGCUGAAAGACACAAGAACGAUUUCCUGACUUCUGGUCAAUCAAGUGCUUCUGCUUCAAAUUUCCAGCCACCACCAUCAGCAGCUCAAGCAAGUUCAAGUUCGAAACCCAAGAGGAAACCUAAGAGGGAGAAGACGGAAGAGGAGAAGAGUUUCCAACGGAAGGCCAAGUACUUCAUCGGUGCACAGCUUGUUGCAGUUCUACUGUUUUUGUCUCUCUUAGGCAGUUCAUCCAAAGCAGACCUUGAUGAAGAUGAUGAGGAUUAAGUUACGAGUAAAACCUGGUUCCUUGUAUAAACAAUUUCAUCACCCUGUUUCGUCGUCUCAUUAGAUUUUGAUUUAGUCAUAAUCAUUUCUUUCUACCUCUUUGAUAUCACUUUCAAUCUUCAGAGAUCAUAGUUGCUAACAGUUUCUGGAGUAUGUUCUUCCAUUUUGUUUAGACAGACACCGAGUUAAUAAGAUGCUUAGUGAUUGGGAUUCAACUAGUGCAUGCUUCACUUGGCA